Molecule: messenger RNA, 1131 nt
Organism: Paraphaeosphaeria sporulosa
Lineage: Eukaryota; Fungi; Ascomycota; Dothideomycetes; Pleosporales; Didymosphaeriaceae
Product: SNase-domain-containing protein
Exons: 2
Coding region: 37-858 (273 amino acids)
Cellular component (GO): mitochondrion; cytoplasm
Source: RefSeq, a predicted model, not a curated record
CCAGAAUCCCGACGACACAUCCUCGCCGGACCAACGAUGCAAUGGCCCUGGUCGGGCGGCGAGGACGACGGCGAGACGAAGAGGGACUUCUCUAACCGCAUUGCAAAGCUCAAGUCAGACGACUGGGCGACCGCCCUUACUGAUCCCGCGACAAUCGGCACGUCGCUUGCUUUGACAGCUUCCACUGUAGCGUUUCUACGAUUCUACAAAUCCUACCUGCGCCGUAUACCCAGCGUGAACCAUAUCAAACCGGAUUACUUUCGCCGAAGAAGCCUGUUCGGGCAAGUGACCAGUGUUGGCGAUGCAGACAACUUCAGGCUGUUCCACACACCUGGCGGGAGGAUAGCUGGGUGGGGCUGGGUACCCUGGAGAAAAGUGCCCACGAAGCGCGAAGGACUGGCAAAUAAUACAAUACACGUCCGCAUUGCUGGUGUGGAUGCACCUGAACUGGCUCACUGGGGCAGAGAAGCACAGCCAUAUUCCAAGGAAGCGCUCGAUUGGCUCACGGCCUACAUCCAUAAUCGACGUGUUCGAGUGCACAUAUUCCGACGCGACCAGUACGAUAGAGUUGUAGCUCAGGUCACUGUGCGUAGAUGGUUACGCAACAGAGACGUCGGGCUGGAGAUGCUGAGGAAUGGACUUGCGACUGUUUACGAAGCGAAGACGGGAUCUGAGUUUGGAAAUUUCGAGCAACAAUACCGUGAUGCCCAGAAAAAGGCUGAAGAGCAAAAGGUCGGCAUGUGGACAAAGCCAAGCCUCUUGGGCCGCUUACGGGGGGAAAGUUCGAAGAAGGCAGAGACACCGAGGGAAUACAAACAACGGCAUGCGGCAGCUGACAAGCAAAAGAAGACUGGAUGAUGGCCGAGCUUGGGGUAUUGAGAGACAUGGUCUCAAGGUUGCAUGGACCAGAUAUCCAUGACCACGAUUCGGAUCCAACCCGUUCCAGAGGACGUUCCAGUGCACUGCGUAAUCGCGGGAAAUUCACGACGGAGACGCAGAGGAUACAGGAAUCCUCACCUCGGCAUGUUGCCGUGUGUGGACUUUGUAAAUGUAGUGCACAAGUAGCAUGGUGAUUGAUACCCAAUAAUCGUGAAGGGAGCUGUGCAUGGUCUGCCAACGCUUCGUCCAAGC